CAAAAAACUUCAUGAUGCACCACAGAGCUUAAUUUUUUUUCUGUGAAGGUCUGAAGGACAAAGAUGAAAGAUGUCGUAACCAGCUGAACGUCAAAAGUGCAGUGACAAUACUGACAAAAUAAUACAAGUAUUAUUCAAUUUUCAAUAUUAUGGGCGACGAAAACUUAAAUUCUAGUAAAAAAUGUGAUACCAAUAAGUGUAAUAUCCUUAUUAUUGGAGCCGGCAUGGCUGGCUUGUCUGCCGCCAAUUAUCUUCAUAAAAAUGGCAUGGAAGACUUUAUAAUUUUAGAAGCUAGAAAACGUAUCGGUGGUCGUAUCAUUUCCAUACCUAUGAAAAAUCAGAAUGUAGAGCUGGGAGCCAAUUGGAUUCAUGGAGUACUAGGUAAUCCAAUUUUUGAAAUAGCAAUGGCUAACAACCUUGUAAAUAUUAUAAACAUACCUAAACCCCAUAAGGUUAUAGCAGCAACAGAGGAUGGGAAGCAGGUACCUUUUGGAGUACUUCACGAGAUACACGAAGCUUAUGUGUGCUUUCUACGGCGAUGCGAGGAGUACUUCCUCUGUCAAUAUUUACCGCCUCCAGACAUCCACAGUGUCGGUGAACACAUCAAUUUAGAAGCCACCAUAUAUCUAGAACGUCUACCAUCGUCGGAAGAGAAAAAGUUACGAAGAUUAAUAUUUGAUUGUCUACUGAAAAGAGAAACAUGUAUAUCUGGUUGUAAUAGCAUGGAUGAGAUAGAUCUCCUGGAGUUGGGAAGCUACACUGAGCUACAAGGUGGAAAUAUCAUGAUACCAUCAGGCUAUAGCUCUAUAUUAGAACCACUCACAAAAAAUAUUGCUCCUGACAAAAUACUAAAAGAUCAUGCUGUGAAAAAGAUAAUUUGGGAUUCAAAUGAGCAUAGCUCACAGAGACCUCUUGAGGACUUAGGUGAAGAAUCUGAAGACUCUGACCAGACAGUCAUUGAAGACAUUUCUAAAUCAUCAUCUGACAAGACUAUGAAUCCUGGUGAAGGCACCUCCUUCACAGACGUCACACGAAAACCAAAGAAAAAGUUCCCUAACUAUGUUGAAGUAAUAUGUGAGAAUGGAAAUUCUUACUAUGCUAAUCAUGUGAUAUGUACUAUUCCCCUGGGUGUUCUAAAAGACAAUGCUACCAAUUUGUUUGAACCCUCUUUACCACAAUAUAAGAUGGAAUCACUGGAAAGAUUAUUAUUUAGUACUGUAGAUAAAAUUUUCUUAGAAUAUGAUAGACCAUUUCUAAAUCCUGAAAUCACGGAGAUUAUGUUACUUUGGGAGAAUACAACUACUCCUGAAGAUAUAUCAGAUUCAUGGUAUAAGAAGAUAUACUCAUUUAGCAAAGUAUCAGAAACCCUGUUACUAGGCUGGCUGUCAGGGAAGGAAGCUGACUAUAUGGAAACUCUUUCCAAUGAGGAAAUCUCUACUACUUGCACAAAAAUUCUGAGAAAAUUCUUAAAUGAUCCAUUUAUUCCUGAACCUCAGAAAUGUGUUUGCACAAGUUGGAGGAAGCAGCCGUUUACGAGAGGAUCAUAUACUGCAAUAGGUGUGGGGGCUAGUCAGAGUGAUAUUGAAAGUUUAGCUCAACCCCUGUUCAGAAAUGUACAUGAUAAAAAGCCUGUUCUGCUCUUUGCUGGAGAGCACACACACAGCAACUUCUACUCGACUGCGCAUGGUGCGUAUUUAUCCGGCCAAGCGGCGGCGCGGCGGUUACUGGCCCCAGACGAACCAGAAGAGAACUUCCUUGAGUGCCCCGGAUCAGCUGACCUGAGUUCAUGGAUACAAGGAAUACAGCUUGAGGGCUAGUAAUAAUACAAUGGUAUGUAGACAUGCUUCAUAUGCACAGUGCCUAGGUACAAUAUACUCUCAUUGUAUUUAUCCAUUAUACAUAAUUACAUGACAGAGGCUUGGCCCAUUUUACUCGUAGGAAUUGUGAUUUUGUUUAAUACUGCUGUUAUUAGGCAAUAGUUUGCUGUUAUUAUAUAGGUAGAAAUUUUUCCACCAUGAAAAUUUUAGUGGAUUUAUAUUAUUUAUUUCAUGUAUUAAAACUAUGUAAUUUAUUGUAACAAAGUAAAAUUGUAUGUCUGCUCUCUUUAUAGUUCUAAACUUUUGCUUGGGUAUAUCUCUGGAACAUAUAAAAUGGGUGCAGAGAGAAAUAAAAUAUUAAUGAAGUCUUUAAAGCAAAGUAGGGCAUUAAUUCAUACAACAUAAUAAAUUAUGGAAAUCAUUUGAAAGAUGGUCUAAAGGUACAAAUGCACAACAUUAAAUAGUGUAUUAUGUAAUUUGAACAGUUGGAUUGAUUAAUCUACGUGUUGUAAUUCAUACACCAAUGCAUAAAUAUUUUUUUUGUUGACAAGAAAAAGGAUGUUGUCAUGAUUUUAUUUUUAUGUCGAUUUGUUUUUUAUCAAAUGGUCGCAUAAAUUAUUAAGAAUAAUGAUUAAUUAGUGUACAAUUAAUGAAAUAAAUAUUUAUUGUGAAGCAUGGUUACCGAAAUUUGUUAAGAUGACUAUAAAUUGCCUCAAUUUAAUUUGUUUUCAUACUGAUAACUUCUGGAUAUGGUUGAGAUUACAUUUAAAUCAAAUUAAUUUGUGUUAAUGUUUCUGUUCUUGUUAUUCAAUAAUCAUGCUAAGAAGAUCAAGAAGACUCGCCUGAUAUAAUUUUCUUCUCCUCUGGAAAAGAACUAUAAAUACCAACAAAUGGGAUAAGAAUAAAGUUCCAAAAAUAUUAUUCAGUUGAGUUCUGCCACCUCACAGCACAGAUCCUUCUUUUUGAGACAUACAUUUAUGUAACCUGUACCUUAUAUGCUACCUUUCAGUACAGUCAUUCUUGAACGACUUUACUGACUUUAAGAGCACAGUAAUAGUAAAUAUUAUUGCCGUGUUAAGGGUGUUAUUAUUACAUGAUUACACUCGCCAAAAUCUUGGCUCAAUGUACUGUCAGCAGCAAAAGUCUAACUACAUCAAAUUACGGGGUAUAGUGAUUGACCAAAUGCAAGCAUAAAAAUCAAAAUGUCUGCAAUAUUAUGGGCAAUUUCAUUGACUAAUUAGUAAUACUGAAAAUUGAAAAAGCAAACUUGGAUUAAGAUAUUAUUUGGAAGUGUAGGUAAUAUAGUUCUCACAAAACUCAAUGGCGGCUCACAAAUUGCGAGUCGCUAUUUAAUUUUCUUGCACAAGUACCUACGCGCAUUUGGCUCACGCCCUUCGCGCUCCACCUUAAGUUAAACUUGUUUUACGCGAAGACGUAGUUUGACGAUAACAAUAUCACCACCAUACCAAAUAAACCCUAGUAGAGUAGUUUAAGAGCGCUUUUAACAAGCGGGUAUUCCGCGCGGCAACAAAUUUUGAAGCCAGGCGUAAAUGCCACUACCUAUUGUAGGCCUAGAAAAACAAAUUUAGACUUUCUUUAGGAUCUCGAUAUCCAUGGCAUAAUUAAUUUUGUUUAAUCCUAGAAGUUUACAUUUCUGUUUCUGAUGUAGGUACCUACCUAUAAUGUAAAAAAAUGGUUUAAUUUGUUGACGUCCCUUGCCGUUAUUCGUGGCUAACGCGUCGUUCUUGUCGACUUUAGCCGAUAAGUUUUAUAAUUCGGCUGUUAUCGAAAGAAUAGGAUUAAAUGAACUUUACCUUCAAAUAUUAGAACUCUUUUCAAUAUUUUUGUUUAUUAAAGCCCAGUUCUAAAUA
Helicoverpa zea (corn earworm) is the source of this 3688-nucleotide messenger RNA. Its product is annotated as peroxisomal N(1)-acetyl-spermine/spermidine oxidase. NCBI's taxonomy places the organism in Eukaryota, Metazoa, Arthropoda, Insecta, Lepidoptera, Noctuidae. The coding region runs from base 150 to 1817 and encodes 555 amino acids. The transcript has 3 exons. Gene Ontology annotation, molecular function: polyamine oxidase activity. The record is from RefSeq and is a predicted model, not a curated record.